GGACAGGGGCAUAAGAUAGUGACCCUUCCUCUGCUCUGUUCCCCUGAUAUCAUUUUAGAACCGGGAGUGGGAACCGCAGACAUGGUGAAGAUUGAGUUUGCACCCUUGAAUAUCCCGCUCAACCGACGUUUCCAGACAGCUGCAGUUCUUCAAUGGGUCUUCUGCUUUCUCUUUGGAGCGCAGUGUUGUUUUUGUGUGUACGUUGUGAUCGUGUUGAAUGGAUACUGGCACGUGGCUGCUCUGUAUGCCCUGUGGCUCUACCUGGACUGGGACACACCUCAGGCUGGGGGCCGCAGGUCUGACUGGGUACGCCACUGGACCGUGUGGAAACACUUCGGAGACUAUUUCCCCAUCCAUCUGAUUAAGACAUGUGACCUAGACCCAGAGAGGAACUACCUGAUGGGUUUCCAUCCUCACGGAAUCCUGGUCGCCGGAGCAUUUGGGAAUUUCUGUACUGAAUACACAGGCUUCCGGGAGCUCUAUCCAGGAAUGACUCCUUACCUGCAUACCCUCGGCAUCUGGUUCAGCUUCCCAUUCUUCCGGGAGUAUCUCAUGUCCUCAGGGGUUGUCUCUUGUUCCAAGAAGAGUCUUACCCACGUGUUGAGCCAGAAGGGAGGGGGAAACGUGUCAAUCAUAGUGAUUGGUGGGGCGGCAGAGUCCCUGGAGGCCAGGCCUGGGAGCCUCGUCCUGGAGGCCCUCAACAGGAAGGGCUUCGUCAAGAUUGCUCUCAGGUGUGGAGCUCAUCUGGUGCCAGUGUUCUCCUUUGGGGAGAAUGAUCUGUUUAAUCAGCUGAAGAACCCAAAGGGCUCCCUGGUCCGAACCAUCCAGGAGGGCAUGAGGAAGACCCUGGGCUUCAGUUUGCCUCUGUUUCACGCCCGGGGGGUUUUCCAGUACAGCUUGGGCUUCAUGCCCUUCAGACAACCCAUUUACACCAUCGUGGGAGAGCCCAUAGUGGUGGAAAGGAACGUGAGCCCCUCGUCUGAUGAGGUGGACAGGCUGCAUGGCUGUUACCUGGGGGCGCUGGCUAAGCUGUUUGAGCAGCACAAGGCUGAAUACGGGAUCCUAGAGAACCAGCACCUCAUCUUCACCUGAUCAGACCAGAUAAGCUCAGAUAGCACCGCACUGUAGG
Molecule: messenger RNA, 1129 nt
Organism: Oncorhynchus mykiss (rainbow trout)
Lineage: Eukaryota; Metazoa; Chordata; Actinopteri; Salmoniformes; Salmonidae
Product: 2-acylglycerol O-acyltransferase 1
Biological process (GO): triglyceride biosynthetic process
Cellular component (GO): endoplasmic reticulum membrane
Molecular function (GO): diacylglycerol O-acyltransferase activity
Source: RefSeq, a predicted model, not a curated record